GCAAAUGAUUCUCAGUCUGGGAAAGCAAGCUUUAAUUAGCUAAGGAAAGAUCUAGGCAGGUUCAGACCCGCUUGCUUGGGCCUUGCUUGGCGAGGGCGCGGAGCGGCGACGCUUUGCACGCACGCUGGAGACUGUUGGAGACUGGUCUUUGAAACUGAUACGCACAUUAUCUACAAACGCUUGGAGCUCUGUGCCGGCCGGCGAGCGGUUUGUCACCACACGUAGCCCGGACUCCCAGCAAGUUACCCCUUUUGGAGGUUCACUGCAGCGCAGAGCUUGCGCGCUAGCAGCCCAAAUCUUGCCAGCAGCAGCGCCAACACCCCAGCCACAGCAUGCCGCCGAGCUACAGCGGCCCCAGCCGCACGGCUGGGGCCUCCAGCGCCCCACCAGCGGGCUCGGCCUCGGGGGUGCAGGUGCUGGUGCGCGUGCGCCCGCCCCUCCCCCGCGAGCUGAUGUUUGACUCGGGUGUUGACGUGAAGCAGCCGUACGACAUAAAGGUGUACAACGCCGCCCAGGAGUUCAGCGGGCGCUACCACGGCGUGUUCGGGGAGGACACGGCGCAGGCGGAGGUGUACGAGCGCGUGCGCGACUGCGUGCCGUUGGCGCUCGCGGGAUACAACAGCACCGUCUUCGCCUACGGCCAGACGGGCACGGGCAAGACCUACACCAUGAUGGGCGACGACCCCUCAAUGGACGCGGCGGCGGCGCAGGCGGCGGCGGCGGCGCGGCCAGGCGGCGCGGGCGGUCCGGGCAUCAUCCCGCGCGCCGUCAAGGAGCUGUUCCGCGAGGCCAAGGCCAAGCAGGACGCGGAGGGGGCGGCCAUACAGAUCGUUGUGAGCUACAUGGAGAUCUACAACGACCGCCUGCACGACCUGUUGCAGCCCUACAAGGCCAGCAGCACACGCGACCCCAACGACGUGAACCAGAGGCGCGCGCUGCUGGAUGUGCGGGAGGACGCCAAGGGCAACACCUACGUGCCCAAUCUGCUGUGCGUCAAGGUCAAGAGCUACAAGUCCGUGUACCAGCUCAUCGCCAAGGGCAACCGCAACCGCGCGGUGCGGCACACGGAGAUGAACCAGGCCUCCAGCCGCAGCCACGCCAUCCUGCAGCUGGUGGUGGAGCAGUGGCCCAACGGCGGCGCGGACGGCACAGUCAUACGCUCCAAACUCAACUUCGUUGACCUCGCGGGCUCGGAGCGCUGGAACACCAACGCCAGCGGCUGGGACGGGGCGCCAGACCUGAUGGGCGAGGAGCGCAUCAGCGAAAUGACCGCCAUCAACGGCUCGUUGUCGGCGCUGGGCAGUGUGGUGGCCGCGCUCACGGAGCGGCGGCCGCACGUGCCGUACCGCGACUCACGCCUGACGCACCUGCUGCAGGAUUCGCUGGGAGGAAACUGCCGCACCACGGUCCUCGCAACGCUGUCGCCCAGCGUGGACGCGUUCGAGGAGUCCUGCUCCACGCUGCGCUUUGCGGACCGCGCGCGCGCCAUUGCCAACAACCCCGUGGUCAAUGCCUCGCGCGACGUGGGGUCCAUCCUGGCGCUCAAGGAGCGCGAGAUCCAGCGGCUGCGCAACAUGCUCUCCCAGUACGCCAACGGCCAGGGGCCCGAGGGCAACGGCGGCGCAGCCGGCGCCCAAGGCGGCGGCGGCCCCGAGGCGGCUCGGCUCACGGAGGAGCUGGAGGCCACCCGCCGCGCCCUGGAAAUGGAGCGGGCGCUGCGGGCGGAGCUGCAGCAGCGGCUGCACCCGGACGGCGGCGGCCCGCCAGGCACCGCCAUGGGCUUGGAAGGCGGCGGCGGCGGCGGCGGCGUCCUGCUGGGGGCAACGCAGCUUCUUGGCACGCCGUCGACCGCCUUUGACCAGGCGGGACAGCAUGGCGGCGGCGGCGGCGGCGGGUCGGGGCCAGGGCCGGCGGCGCUUCGCGCCGGUAGCCUACACAGCAGCGCGGGCAGCGGCGGCAGCCAUGGCCCCGGGGGCGUGGAUUUCUUCCGCCCCUCCACGCCCUCCACGCCGCUCAACCCUGUGCCGCAGCACCUGCUGGGAGCGGGGCCGGGCGGGCCGGGCAGCCCCGGGGGGGCGGCGCUCACGCCCACGCGCGGCGGCCCCGGCGGCGGCAAUACGAUGGGGCGGUCCCGCAGCAACCUGCGAAGCAGCAACUCGCGGCUGGCUGGCGGCGGCCCGGCAAGCGUGCCGCCGCGCACGGGCGGCGGCGGCGGCGGCGGCGGCGGGCCCGGUGGCGGCGCGCCCGGCCGGCCAAACAGCCGCGGCGGCGGCUUGACGCGGCGCCUGAGCUUUGACGAGGCGAUCAUGUCAAUAAAGAGUCAGAUAGUUAAUUUGUCAGCACAGGAGCGGAACAGGUUGAAGGCUCGGCAGCCGCCGCCCAAGCAGUACUGGGGCGGGCUGCCGCCGCCGCCGGGGCCCGGCGCGGCAGCGGCGCAGCUAGCCGCCAUGGCAUCCGCCAACGGCGCCAGUCCCACUAGCAAGUCCUUCACCACCCGCACGAAAGCGACGGUGGGGAUAUACGCCAGCACCGGCAGCAACAGCGGCGCUGCGCCGUCGGCGUUCCCGCCGGCGGCCGGGUACGGCCAGCAGCGGCGGCCGCCGGCGCUCGCCGUCGGCCACGGCGUGGUUGCUUCUGGCGGGUUGGGCGGCCCUGCGAGCCUGCAGAACAUUCCUAGCAUUGACAUGACCGACAGUCCCGUCGGGUCUGACGUGGUGUCCCCUGGGUCGCACACGCUCAUCCACCAAGGCCAGGUGCCGCCGCAGCAGGCCCGAGCCUUCCAGCAGGCCUACCUGUCGCAGCAGCAGCAGCAGCAGCAGCCGCGCAGCCCGCCGGCGGCAAUGGACACGUCGAGAUCGUACACGGAGGGCUAUGGUGGCGGUGGCGAUGGGGAAGAGGACGAUGAUGGGGUGGUCGAGGAGGAUGGGGUGGCAGGCGAGGAGGAGGAGCAGCAGCGGAGGCAAGGCCAGGGCGAGGCGGGCGAGGAGGAGGUUGCGGAUGAGGACGGGGACGAGGGUGAGGGUGCGGGCGGGCGCACAGCCGGUGGCGACAGCGACGGCGGAUUAUCGCAGCUGGACGCGGACGAGUAUGAGGAGAUCAUGCGUGAGGCCCGGGAGACGCUGGCGAAGCAGCAGGCAGAGGCUGCCGCCGCCGGUGCUGGUGGCGGCGGGCGCGCCGCGUUGACAGCUGGCGGCGGCGGUGGGGCGGGAGCGGCCACAGGCGGCGGGGGCGGGAGGUCUGCCAUGCUGGGUGCGCAGCCCUCCAGCGCACCGCCUGCGGUCGGCGCGUCGGUUAGCGGCGCGGGAGCCUGGGGCCGCAACGCGCUCCUCAACAAGUUCUCCGACGGGCCCGAUUCGUCGCCAGGUGGCGGCGCGGCGGCGGCUGGCGGCGGCAGCGGCUUUGGCCGCGGCAGCCUGCUCGCCGCCGCCGCCGUGACGGCGGGCAUGCCCUCAUCUGCGCCGCCGGGCAGCAGUGGCGGUGGCGGCUGGGGCCGCAAAUCCAUCCUCGCCGGGCCCGCCGCGCCGGCGCCACCGGCCUCAGCGGACGCCGCCAACGCCCUGUACGCCUCCGUUGCGGGGCAGCUGGCGCACGCGCCCACGGCGCCGCCGCCUGCGGCGGCGGCGGCGGCGCAGCCGCCGGCUGGCGGCCGCCGCGCGCUCAUUGCCGAGCUGCUGGCGGAAGACGAGGCCAGCAGCAGUCCGUACGCCCGUGCCCGCAACGGCGGCGGUGCGGUGGGAGCUGGCAAGGGUCGCUCCAAAUCGGUGGGAGUGACGGGGCGGCCCAACGGCGGCAGCCGGGGCAAUGCCGCGGACCGUGUGUCCAAGCUGGAUGCGGGCAGCUGGAUCUACAUCCUGGGGGCUUCGGCCAGCAGCACACGCGCCAAGCAACUGGCGGCGGCGCUGCAGCUGGACCCGCGGACCGGGCUGCCGGCGCUGUAGGACCGUAGAUGCUGAUGUGUGCGUGUGCAGGUAUGUGUCACGGCGGAACGAGACCGAAACGCGUGCGUGCGCGUGCUCAUGUGCUUGUGCGGUGGUUCAUGUGAGGCGUGUGGCCUAGUGCAUGGUGUGCGGACGUUUCUGGUGUGUGGUCGUAGUGGUGAAGUUAUUGCAGCAGGAGGCACGGGCAGUGCAUAGGCAGGUGCCCGAGCGGCGGUGGCGGCGGUAGCCGCUGCAGUAUUAUAUAUGCGGGCGCCGCUGGCAGUAUUAGAACCAAAAGGUAGAAGGUGACAACGGUGCCAUUGCGCCGGAGCCUAGACAUUGAUCAUGGGGAGAAUGCGUGCGAAGUUGGGAACCUUGCUGGUGGUCUGUGAUGGCUCAGGGGGAAUCACUGCGCAUCACUGCUAACACAAUGCCGUGCGUUAUCUCCGUCGGGGACACAAUGCUGGGCUUGGUAGGGUAAAUGAGGAUGGACCGCAUGGUCGACCGGAUCAUCGCAAUUGGAAGCAUAACCUACUACGAUGUGCCCGAUGUAAGACCUGUGAGACCCUCGUGAGGAUGCAGAACCGUGCGCCGGCAGAGUGCAGGAACGCGGAGACGGGAAACAGAAAGUGACAGAGCCCAGCAGAGCCCCGUCAGAGCCAACUCGCCAAAGGUCAGUCCUCAAGUGUUUGGUGGUGAUGCUGCUUCUAACGCUAUCAUACAAAGCGUUUAUCGUCCGCUUUGAGGUAACACGGCAUAGGAACAGCUCAUCGCUGCAACCUGGGUGCAGCGGUGUGUGUGAGCUCUGUCGGACUGGCAGGCUGGCGGCACGAGCUGGCGAUGAGGCUGGGCCUCAGGGGUAACAAUCAGGGCAUGAAGUGGCAAAAAGCUUGGGCGAAAAG
Molecule: messenger RNA, 4819 nt
Organism: Chlamydomonas reinhardtii
Lineage: Eukaryota; Viridiplantae; Chlorophyta; Chlorophyceae; Chlamydomonadales; Chlamydomonadaceae
Exons: 10
Coding region: 333-3938 (1201 amino acids)
Biological process (GO): microtubule-based movement; mitotic spindle organization
Molecular function (GO): ATP binding; microtubule binding; microtubule motor activity
Source: RefSeq, a predicted model, not a curated record